Molecule: messenger RNA, 1938 nt
Organism: Dama dama (fallow deer)
Lineage: Eukaryota; Metazoa; Chordata; Mammalia; Artiodactyla; Cervidae
Gene: FBXO44
Product: F-box protein 44
Exons: 6
Coding region: 217-984 (255 amino acids)
Biological process (GO): SCF-dependent proteasomal ubiquitin-dependent protein catabolic process; glycoprotein catabolic process
Cellular component (GO): SCF ubiquitin ligase complex; cytoplasm
Molecular function (GO): protein binding; ubiquitin protein ligase activity
Source: RefSeq, a predicted model, not a curated record
GGUCCAGGCAGGCUCAGCCCAGGCCGCCAAGCGGGAUCGCACAGCGGCGGCCGAGCGCAGAGCAGGAAACUGAGGCUCAGAGAAGCCCGGUGACUUUCCUGAGACAAUCAGUGGCAAAACUGGGAGGAGAACCUCCACCACGGCGUGCUGUGAGUACCUGGUCCUCGGGAGGGGGCCAGGUCUGCAGUGUAGCUUGUCAACGCCCACAGGAGGGCCAUGGCGGUGGGGAACAUCAACGAGCUGCCGGAGAACAUCCUACUCGAGUUGUUCACACACGUGCCCGCCCGCCAGCUGCUGCUGCGCUGCCGCCUGGUCUGUAGCCUCUGGCGGGACCUCAUCGACCUCGUGACCCUCUGGAAGCGCAAGUGCCUGCGCGAGGGUUUCAUUACCGAGGACUGGGACCAGCCCGUGGCCGACUGGAAGGUCUUUUACUUCCUCCGCAGCCUCCGCAGGAACCUCCUGCAUAACCCAUGUGCUGAAGAGGGCUUUGAAUUCUGGAGCCUGGAUGUGAAUGGAGGUGAUGAGUGGAAGGUGGAAGAUCUGUCCAAAGACCAGAGGAAGGAAUUCCCCAAUGACCAGGUCAAGAAAUACUUCGUGACUUCUUAUUACACCUGCCUCAAGUCCCAGGUGGUGGAUCUCAAGGCCGAAGGGUACUGGGAGGAGCUGAUGGACACCACACGGCCAGAUAUCCAGGUCAAGGACUGGUUUGCAGCCAGGCCAGAUUGCGGGUCCAAGUACCAGCUGUGUGUUCAGCUCCUGUCAUCAGCACACGCACCUCUGGGGACCUUCCAGCCAGACCCAGCAAUGAUCCAGCAGAAGAGCGAUGCCAAGUGGAGGGAGGUCUCCCACACUUUCUCCAACUAUCCGCCCGGCGUCCGCUACAUCUGGUUUCAGCACGGCGGCGUGGACACUCACUACUGGGCCGGCUGGUACGGCCCGAGGGUCACCAACAGCAGCAUCACCAUCGGGCCCCCACUGCCAUGACACCCCCGAGCCCCCAGCCACCUAAUCCCAACUGAAAAACUGCUGUCAGAGAAGGGCUGGGUUUGGGAAAGGGAGGUGGAAGCCAGGCUCCCCCAGACUUCCUAGUUCAUCUUUGCCCCCAGCUCCCCAGUUGCCACUUUGUGGAGCCUCUUUGUUUGUGCGGCCUUUAUAUGUUAUGCGUAGCUAGCUCUCUGCCAGGGGUCUCAGUCUGAAUGAUGGGGCCCCUGAAGUUAGGGAGGUACAGGUCGUUCCCCCAGGCUCCUCCCCCAGUCACCUCUGAGGGAAGGUCUCCAAGUUCUGAUGGUAACCCAGAUCUAUGUGUCUACCUUCUCUCCCUGGGCCAUUUUCUCACUGUCUUCUUUGAGGGCCCCCAGAGCAGGGACAGUCAGGACUUCCGGCAAGCCUGUGACUGCCCUAUGUAGUAAGGUGCUGGGAGGUGACCGUGCAGCUUAGACAGCUCUAGGAGUGGAAGGAGGGUUCUGCUGGCCCAUCCUCUGCCCCGUUCUCAACCACCCUCAAACUCUCUCACUCUAAGCCCCUGCUCAGGGAGGUGGCUUUGGCCCAGAGGCUCAGGCCUGGUCUGAGAUAGUCAGGCCCAGUGGGGUGGGGUCCUGGCCAGAUCUAGACAGUCUUCAGUCAGGGAAGCCCCAGAAGCCACACAGGUAUUAAGUGGAGGCAGGGCUCUCCAAAAGACCCCCCUGGAAUUCUGUGCAGGGUAAGCCAGGGCAGGUGGGGGGGGGGGGUGGUGCCAGGACUGGUCCCCCUCCAUGCCUAGACCAUGCUCUCUUUAGCUUGGACAGCAUUCCAGGCCCCCACGCUACCCUCAGAACUACCAUUCCCAGGACCUCCCCACCCCGUCUGCCCACAUUCCCACCUCUCCCUCCUGCUGGAAAGAGAGCUGUGCUCUAGUCCUACCCCUGCUGCAUGUGGCCAAAUAAAGGUAUUCCAGCCCAA